Myzus persicae (green peach aphid) is the source of this 2521-nucleotide messenger RNA. Its product is annotated as O-phosphoseryl-tRNA(Sec) selenium transferase. The record is from RefSeq and is a predicted model, not a curated record. Gene Ontology annotation, molecular function: tRNA binding; O-phosphoseryl-tRNA(Sec) selenium transferase activity. NCBI's taxonomy places the organism in Eukaryota, Metazoa, Arthropoda, Insecta, Hemiptera, Aphididae. The coding region runs from base 477 to 2060 and encodes 527 amino acids. Gene Ontology annotation, biological process: selenocysteine incorporation; conversion of seryl-tRNAsec to selenocys-tRNAsec. The transcript has 9 exons.
GUAGAAUUUAUCUACAUCGUGGUAAAAACAAUUAAAAAGUUUCAGCUACGUUUUGUCGAUUGUGAGAAAUACGAGUUUAUCUUUUGAUAUCAUCGAUUUGUGUUUGUUUGAUAAUAUAAUGAAUAAUUCUUGUGCACCUAGUACUUACAACUACCCAUAGAAUAUAGAUAGUACCUACAUCGGCUUACAUCAGCAUUCAGCAGCUUGACUGUCUAGACCAUAUAACAUUCUAAUACAUUUAUACAUGUUCUCGGAGUGUUAAAAAUUGUUAUUAUUGUAUUACAUUAUAUUUUAUAUUGGCAUUUGAAUUUAAGUACUUGAACGGAUACAGUUUGGAUAUGGUAUAAGUUAAAUUCGAGAUUUCCAUAGGUAACCGUUUUUGGAAUUACAUACUACAUUUUAUGUUAACCUCGGUACUCGUUUAUUAGUGUUUGUACUUUAUUAUGUGAAUUAUACAAUUAACUCCAAUAGCCAAAAUGAAUAGUCAAAAUUUUACAUUAGCUGAAAAUCUCAUACCUUCUUCAUAUGUCCAGCAAGCAGCUAGUGCUUUGAGAACAAGAGAAAACUUGGCUAAAACACUAAUGGAACAAAGAAAAUGGCCUGAUAAUGGUUGGGACGAUGCAACAAUCGAAAUGUUUCUAUCAAACUUAGCACUGAUGGACAGUAAUAACUUCAAAGAACAUGCUGGUGUUGGUGAACGAGAAGGACGCAUAGCUUGCAAUUUAGUUGCAAAACGACAUUUUCUUAUGACUCAUGGUAUUGGCAGAUCUGAAAAUAUUGCUGAAGUUCAACCUAAUGCCACAGGAUCUAGUUUAAUGAUAAAAUUAGUCAACGCAAUGCUCUUAGAGUCUAUCCGUUUUAUGGGAGUUGCUAGUGCCACUGGCUGUUUCAUGGUUCCAAUGGCUACUGGAAUGAGUUUGAUGUUAUGUAUGUUAACUUUGAAACAAGAUAGGCCUGGGGCCAAAUUUGUACUAUGGUCCAGAAUAGAUCAAAAAUCAUGUUUCAAGUGCAUCAUUACAGCUGGUCUGCAACCAAUAAUCAUAGACCCUAUACAAUGUGGUGAUGAGUUACAUACAGAUGUACCAGCAAUUGAAGCACAAUUAUCGACACUCGGAUCAGAUAACAUAGUGUGUAUCCUUAGCACAACUAGUUGUUUUGCCCCAAGAGUAUCAGAUUCGCUUGAAAAAGUUGCUUGUCUUUGUCAAAAAUAUAAUGUACCACAUUUAGUCAAUAAUGCAUAUGGUUUACAAUCUACCAGACUGAUGCACUCAAUCCAAGAUGCUUCAAGAAAAGGGAGGAUUGAUGUUUUUGUUCAAAGUACUGAUAAAAACUUUUUAGUUCCUGUUGGAGGUGCUAUUAUUGCUGGGUUUGACAAAACUAUUUUAGAUAAAAUUACUAGAAAUUAUCCAGGAAGAGCAUCUUGUAGUCCUGUUAUGGAUAUCUUCAUAACAUUGCUGUCAUUGGGUACUAAUGGUUAUAAAGAAUUGAUAACACAGCGUAAAGAAGUACACCAACAUUUACGAAAAGAACUCGGAAAAAUUGCAGCUAAAUAUGGAGAACGUUUAUUGGAUAUACAAAAUAAUCCUAUAUCUAUAGCUAUGACAUUGACAUCAUUAAGUGUUCCAAAUGCGAAUGAAACUGAUACAAAAAAAUUGAGUCAGCUAAGCUCCAUGAUGUAUAUGCGCCAUGUUACAGGUUGCAGAGUUAUAUCAUCUGUUGAAGUCAAAGAUGUCUGUGGAUAUAAAUUUGAUGGUUGGGGAGCACACAAAUCCAACUACCCUUGUCCCUACAUUACAGCUGGGGCUUCAAUAGGUGUUAAAAAGUCUGAUAUUGAUUUGUUUGUACAAAAAUUGGAUAAAGUUAUUGCUAGGUUAAGAAAAUCGCCGCCAUCCAAUCUGGAAACUCCAUCAUCAUCUGAAGGUAAUGAUACCACAUCAAUGCGACGAACAGCAACAGUUGCAUCUAGCUAUCGAAGCACAGUAAAUGGAGUUUACUCUACUGGAGAUGGCAGUACAUCAACUUCACGCACAUCUAGUGUUGAUAACUUACGUAAACAUUAAUAGUUAUGUUUACAUUCUAGACAUCAUUUAAACUGCAUAUUAUGUAUGUAUGUUCUAUUUUAGUCAAUUUUUGCUUGUAGAGCAGAAAGGGAUCUCUGGAGCAGUUAUAUUUUAAAAUAUUCAGUAUUGAAUCCUUAACUCUUAGUAGUUGGUUAUUUUAUAUGGUUCAGAUUAUAAAACUAUUAGAUGAUGCCUUUCACCAUGACGUGUUAGGAUUUCUAGAAUAUAUUUUAUCAUAUUAUAUUCAGGUGCCUAUAGACUGAAUGACUCAAUAAUUCCAUUCAUGCAAAUAUAAUGAAAGGAAAAGCUUAAGUUUUAAAUUUAAUUAAGUUAAUAUUUUUUAAAAUCGAAGAAGUCUAGUCAUAGUAUACCAAGGUAAAAAAUAAAUGUUCCUUAUUAUUUGUAUGAGCAAGAAGAAUUUUUUUCUCUUUAAAUAAAUAAGUAUUAUAAUUUCUUAUAAA